Messenger RNA from Somion occarium, 405 nucleotides. NCBI's taxonomy places the organism in Eukaryota, Fungi, Basidiomycota, Agaricomycetes, Polyporales, Cerrenaceae. The record is from the annotation of a GenBank genome assembly.
AUGAUCUUCCGUGAAGGACGCGUCGAAAGGCAGAAGACUCGCGGGAUGGUGGAAAUUAACAGCUGCCUCAUUUUGUGCGAACAUGAGCCGAACAUGUAUGUUAGGAUCCAAGGUUGGAGAACGCUAUCACACGGGAUUCUCGGUGGUUUUGGUCCUAGGUUCACCCAACCAUGGGUAUCCGCGCACAUAAGGGUCCUCAUGUCAUCUGGACAUGUCAACCGCACUGCCUGUGUUUCAGGUUUUCUACAGCAUUACCUAUUCGCACCGCGCCUAGGUACGCUUACUUUAUACUCAGGUGCCUCAUUCGCGCCGUGCGACCGUGGUUACCUACGUUCACUAGUUGGCGUCCAUCGCUACCCGGGCAUGCCACCUUCGUUGCGCGGGGACUUGUUACUGCUGCAGUAA